AUGUCUGAAGAAAAGAUUCGCGUCUGCAUUGGUGGUGGUGCUGGUUUCAUCGGCAGCCACAUGGGAAAAUUCCUCCGUGCUAAGGGCUAUUGGGUCCGUGCUGUUGACUGGGCUGAAAACGAAUUCUGGAAACCAGAGGAAUUCUGCGAUGAAUUCUUACAACUUGACCUCCGUACCUACGAAAACUGCGCUAAGGCCUCCGCUGGCUGCAAGUGGGUUUUCAACUUUGCCUGCGAUAUGGGUGGCAUGGGAUUCAUUCAGUCAAACCACUCUGUUAUUAUGUACAACAACCUCCAGAUCUCCUCCAACAUGCUCGAGGCUGCUCGCCGUAAUGGUGUUGAGAGAUUCUUCUAUUCCUCUUCUGCUUGCGUUUAUCCAGAGUUCAAGCAGUUAGAAAUUGACAACCCAGGACUUCCAGAAGACUGUGUUUGGCCAGCUCAGCCACAAGAUGGCUAUGGCCUUGAGAAGCUCUGCACAGAAGAGCUCGCACAGCAUUACUCCAAGGACUUCCCAACAAUGAAGACAAGAAUUGCUCGUUUCCACAACAUUUACGGACCAUGGGGAAUCUGGCGUGGUGGCAGAGAGAAAGCUCCUGCAGCUUUCUGCCGUAAAGCUAUUUGCUCCAAGGAGAAGUUCGAUAUCUGGGGCGAUGGCUUGCAGACACGCUCAUUCACAUACAUCGAUGACUGCCUUGAAGGUGUCUGGAGACUCUUCAACAGUGACUGGGAUAAGCCAAUCAACAUCGGAUCUGAAGAAAUGGUCAGCAUGAACCAGCUUGCUGAACUCGCACUCUCAUUCGAAGGCAAGAAGAUGCCUUUAGUCCACGGCCCAGGCCCAGAAGGUGUCAGAGGCAGAAAUUCUGAUAACAGAUUGAUCAGAAAGGUUUUGGGCUGGGAACCAAAGAUCCCACUUGCUGAAGGCCUUAGAAAGACAUACGACUGGAUUAAGACCCAAGUUGAAAAGGAAGCUGCAGAAGGUGUCGACGUUUCUAAAUACGCUGAAUCACACGUUGUUCAUCUUAAGGACAUCCCACAAAUCGGAACUGUUAGAAAGGAUUUAAGAGAAAUUCAAUAA
Molecule: messenger RNA, 1074 nt
Organism: Trichomonas vaginalis G3
Lineage: Eukaryota; Parabasalia; Trichomonadida; Trichomonadidae
Product: epimerase-related family
Exons: 1
Coding region: 1-1074 (357 amino acids)
Source: RefSeq, a predicted model, not a curated record